This is a messenger RNA of Cladophialophora yegresii CBS 114405, 1206 nucleotides long. RefSeq lists its product as uncharacterized. The coding region runs from base 1 to 1206 and encodes 401 amino acids. The transcript has 2 exons. NCBI's taxonomy places the organism in Eukaryota, Fungi, Ascomycota, Eurotiomycetes, Chaetothyriales, Herpotrichiellaceae. The record is from RefSeq and is a predicted model, not a curated record.
AUGCUCAACGUCCCCGCCACGAUCUCCUUCUUCAGCAUCGCAGGCUUUAUCGUCGCGGGUGUAGCAAUCAUGGCGUGGAGGACGCGUCGGAAGAGCAAGAUGCAGGCCAUAUUCAGGGCCAAAUCCAGAGCCAAAGCCGAGCCCGAGGCCGACGACGACGAUGAGAGCUACCAUAUCGACGUCGAGCACGAUAGCAGGCAAUACGAAGACAAUGCCGGAGACUCGGGACCGAUGCUCAAUCGCCAAGUGAGGCGUUGGCGGUGGAAGAGGAUCCUAUACCGGGUGGGAUGGAUCCGGAUGUCUUCCGACUUCGAACGGGACGAUGACGGUCACGACCACGACCUGGAGAUGCGAGAUAAGGGCAGACGAGGCGCCGUGGUGGGAGGGGAGGCUGCUGGUUUCGGCAAUGUUGCAGCGAGUGUUCAAUGGAGCACGAGAUCUGAGCCUGGGCCUGAGACCAAAACCGUCGCUGCUGGCGGCGGUGAUGCUGUGAACGAGCUCUGUGUGCCCAGGCCAACGGACGUUCCUUCGUUCGAGAAUCUCGGCGGCUACCGAUACGGCGACUUGGUGUAUGGUCCGGACAACAUGUCGCCACUGCCAGUGCCGGGCUUGCCUCCAGUCCCUGUCCCCGUGUCGGGUCCAGGCUCAAUCUCGCACUACAAUCAAUGUCACGAACACUACCACCAACACUCGUUCUCACAAGCCAUCGCAGAAGUAGAAGGCAUGUCAGAAGUGUCUGGUAUAUCAAAGCCAGCAGGCAAGCGCAACUGCAACGAUCUUUUGCCACUCAGACACGCAUACUCUCUGACCUCGUACAAUGGGUUCCCCUCUUCAAGCCAGGACGACGUUAUGGCCGCGUUGCCCAUUCCGAAGGAUCAUCCUCUGUCUCAGCAUCAUCCAAUUGACCGACAACAUGCUGUUCUGUCAGUUCUAGGAGCGCGCAUGCUAUUCAAUAGAGGCGAGGAAGUCAACCGGAAAGAACAGAAACUAGAUGAAGAGGACCGCAUUCGCCAUACAGAAGGACUCGUAGUGCAGGAGGAAAGCAAUGAGAGCAACCUUCAGGAGGGCAGCGGUCGGGAGAGCAACGUCCAGGAGAGCAACGUCCAGGAGAGCAACGAGAGCAACGUCCAGGAGAGCAACGUCCAGGAGAGCAACGUCCAGGAGCAGCAACGUCCAGGAGAGCAACGUCCAGGAGAGCAACGUUGA